This is a messenger RNA of Chondrus crispus (carragheen), 585 nucleotides long. RefSeq lists its product as hypothetical. NCBI's taxonomy places the organism in Eukaryota, Rhodophyta, Florideophyceae, Gigartinales, Gigartinaceae. The record is from RefSeq and is a predicted model, not a curated record. Bases 1 to 585 code for a protein of 194 amino acids. The transcript has a single exon.
AUGAGAAAGACUCCUUCGCCUCUGCACACACUGUCUUGUACAGACCGCUUGCAUGGAAUCCUAUUCAUUGCAGCCCUCCAAACUGCUGGGGGCCAAUACCGGGUGAAUGGACAAAAGGACAAUAUAAAGCCCGCAAUAGUGCUAAUAGACCUGCUGAAACGUGGAAGCGAGGUCAACAUGUCAAGAUUCAGUGGCACCGCAAUAACCACAGCGGCGGGUUUGUACGUUUCUCUCUUGUCCCCGUCUCCAAGAAGAACGACCGCAGAUGGCAUGCCUACACCGCCUUCCACUACGGUUGCUUCUCGGGACAAGUUUACAAGUGCAAGGGAACCAGGGCUUGUGGAAAUGACAAUCUCGGCCGUGGCUAUUAUCAAUAUAUUGAGGUUCCAAGAGUAUUCCCUGACGGAAACUACGUUUUUACCAUGGUCUGGUUUGGCGGUCUCAGAGUCAAAGACGUCAAGGAGGAGUUUCCAAACUUUUUUUCGGCUAGUUAUGUCCGUAUCAGAGGCGGGAAGUCUGUGUGGAAGUAUCACAACCCCAAGUUUUUCCCCGUCAAAAGCUCAUUUAACAGAGAUGGAGAAGUAA